GCCGUGAGGGGGAGGGUGGGAAGCAAGCCCUGUGGAAACUGAUCCGGACGGCAGGGAAUGUGCCAGGGUGGCAAGAGGUCAUGAGGUUUCUGCUGCCUCGCCCAUCCCCCUUGCAGGCCGUGGUCAGCCGGGGCCCCUGUCUGGAUGGUGGGGGCACCUCUGGAGGCAGAAAAGGGAGGAGGGUGACCGGCUCCAGCUGGCCCACCUCUGGAACCGCCUUCUUCCUUCCCCGGCUCCUGCCAGGUCCAGGAAUUUGAGGGCUUGUCCACCCCAAGCUCAGGCUGGCUCGCGCUGCUCCCCUCUUGGGCAGGAAUCUCACUCCUGCCUGUCCUCUGCCCUGGGCUUCAGGCCUGGCAUCCUGCCUGGUGUGGAGCCUGGGGAGGGAGGGGGUCUCCAGGGUCUGGCCAUCCUUCCGCUGUUGGUACAAAGGGAAGACGGCUUCUCUGCCGGGGCAGAGGUGGAACCAGAGCCCACACAGCCGCUCCGUUCUGCUUGAGUCUUCUGGAAUGGACCUGCCUGCCUGGAAACCAGCUCACCCUUGUUCCUGGGCUUGCCUGCCCCCCCGGGGAACACAGGCGACCUGGGCAGCGGUUAGGCUGUGGCCACAGCAUUCGUAGCCGAGGAUGUCCCAGGCCUUGGAGCGCUCCGAGGGCUGCUGGGCCUGGGUGGUGCUGCUGGCCUCCGUGGUGACGCAGGGCCUCACCCUGGGCUUCCCCACGUGCAUCGGCAUCUUCUUCACCGAACUGCAGCGUGAGUUCCAGGCCAGCAACAGCGAGACUUCCUGGUUCCCCUCCAUCCUGACAGCCAUGCUCCACGCAGGGGGCCCCCUCUGUAGUAUCCUGGUGGGACGCUUUGGCUGCAGAGUGACGAUGAUGCUGGGUGGCGUGCUGGCCAGCCUGGGCAUGGUGGCCGGCUCCUUUUGCCGCACCCUCGGCCAGCUCUACCUCACGGCAGGAUUCAUCACAGGCCUGGGCAUGUGUUUCAGCUUCCAGUCGAGCAUCACCGUGCUGGGACUGUACUUCACCCGCUGGCAGGUGCUAGCCAACGCCCUGGCCUCAGCGGGUGUCUCCCUAGGCAUCACGCUCUGGCCGCUGCUCUCCCGUUACCUCCUGGAGGACCUGGGCUGGCGAGGCACCUUCCUCAUCUUCGGCGGGGUCCUUCUCCACUGCUGUGUCUGCGGGGCCGUCGUGAGGCCCGUGCCUGCCAGCAUGACCCCAGAGGCCAGAGAAGGCCUCCCCUCGCCUUCCAAGAGACCCUCGCGAGGCUGCCGGGCGGCAUGUGGCCGGGCCAUCCGGCGCCACCUGGCCUUCGACGUCCUGCGGGACAACGUGGGCUACCGCGUAUACACGCUGGGGGUUGUCUGGAUGAUCCUGGGUUUCCCGCUGCCCCACGUCUUCCUGGUCCCGUACGCCAUUCGGCAUGGGAUGGACGAACAAAAGGCAGCCCUGCUCAUCUCCGUCAUCGGCUUUAGCAACAUCUUCCUGCGGCCCAUGGCUGGGCUGGUGGCGGGCCGCCGGGAGUUUGCAGGCCACCGCAAGUACCUGUUCAGCCUGGCGGCCCUGCUCAACGGGCUCACCAACCUGGUGUGCGUGGCGUCGGCCGACUUCCGGGUGCUUGUGGGCUACUGCCUGGCAUACAGCGUGUCCAUGAGCGGCAUCGGUGCCCUGCUUUUCCAGGUCCUUAUGGACAUCGUUCCCAUGGACCGGUUCUCCAGCGCCCUGGGGCUCUUCACCGUCCUGGAGAGCAUCUCCAUCCUCAUCUCCCCACCGUUGGCUGGACUCCUCCUGGACACCACCAAUGACUUCAGCUACGUUUUCUACAUGUCAAGUUUCUUCCUCAUCUCGGCUGCCCUCUUCAUGGGUGGCAGUUUCUGUGUCCUGGGCAAGAAGGAGCAGCAGGGCCCAUGGGCUGAGGCCAAAGGAGCUGUCCCAGAAGCUGCCCUGGAGCAGGGCCUCACCGCAGAGGACAUGGAUGGUCCUGAGAAGCGGCUGCGUGUCGAGAUCAUGUAUGUGACCAGCGUCUGAGCCCUGGGGUCACUCACCUGUGUGACCAGCUUCUGAGCCCUGAAGUCAGCGAGUCCUGCCUCAGCCCAGGAAGGGGACGUCUGGCUACUUUGCCAGAGGCUGGGGUGAAGGGCUACCCAGCAGCCCUGACCCGAAGGCCAUCCCGGCCCUGCAGGAUGGGACUCAACCAGGAGCUGGGACCUCAGAGGUUUGCCGCCAAACACUCAGGGUUCCUUCCAACAAGCAGAAUCCAGGAGCAGGUCCUCCUAACUUUUCCCUUGGGCACCAGAGCCCCUGGGGCCCAGGAAGGUGGGUCUGAGCCCAGCUCGGGUCUGUCGUGACCGGCUUGGCUCAGCUGCCUGCCUAAUUUGCUGCUGCUACAGCUCAAGACACUGGACCCUCAAGUCCAGCCUGGAUGCCUCCCAUGUGAUCUCUAUCCAUCACCCUCCAGACAGUUCCAGAGAGCUGCUCGCCCCUCCUCCGAGUCCCUCCUGCUCCCCCUUCUUCCCAGGUGGCCCAGCCCGUGCCCUAAGGGCUGCCCCCAGCACAGGUUGCCGGGCCCUAUGCUGGAACCUUGGCAAGAGGGGCCUCGGGAGAGGAGUUGUGACAGAGGGCCAGGCGGAGGUGUGGGCCCGGAUGCAGGGCGUGGACAGAUUAAAUGUCGGGUGGGGGCCCUGUGCAGAGAACUGUAGGGGAGCCCUGGCUUGGGCCCUAGAAUCACAAAAGGCUGAGAGACCCCUGCCCGCUCAGGGUCUGCUCAAGGGUCUCCUCCCUCCUUGGCCCCUCCCUGCAUCUCAGCUGGAAGAUUAGUGUUGGGUGCGAGGAGCCAGCCAUCAGAUGUGGGGAGGAAGUGUUGCUGGGCAGGGCCCCAAGACCUCUGUGAAAUGGAGCUGCUUUCGCAACAGAAGCUGUUUCACUCCC
This is a messenger RNA of Bubalus bubalis (water buffalo), 2924 nucleotides long. It is a transcript of the gene SLC16A5, whose product is annotated as solute carrier family 16 member 5. The transcript is spliced from 6 exons. The coding region runs from base 624 to 2024 and encodes 466 amino acids. Gene Ontology annotation, cellular component: membrane. Gene Ontology annotation, biological process: transmembrane transport; monocarboxylic acid transport. Lineage: Eukaryota; Metazoa; Chordata; Mammalia; Artiodactyla; Bovidae. The record is from RefSeq and is a predicted model, not a curated record. Gene Ontology annotation, molecular function: monocarboxylic acid transmembrane transporter activity.